GCCUCUCAGCAUCAGCACCAGCAGAGACAUCCCCCUCCUCUCCUCUCCUCUCUCCUCUCUGCUCUCCUCUGCUCCUCUCCGUCCACUGCGGAACAUCGGCCUGUUUUCCUCCCAUCCCUCCGCCAGCGGCAGACCCAGCUCGCCAUGGACAACUCCGGCAAAGAGAAGGAGGCCAUGCAGCUGAUGGCUGAAGCCGACAAAAAGGUCAAAGCGUCCGGAUCCUUCCUGGGAGGGAUGUUCGGGGGGAACCAUAAGGUGGAAGAUGCCUGUGAAAUGUACGCCAGAGCAGCCAACAUGUUUAAGAUGGCAAAGAACUGGAGUGCUGCGGGGAAUGCUUUCUGUCAGGCCGCCCGGCUCCACAUGCAGCUUCAGAACAAACUGGACUCUGCCACCAGUUUCGUCGAUGCCGGCAACGCCUACAAGAAGGCCGACCCACAGGAGGCCAUCAACUGUCUAAAUCAGGCCAUUGACAUCUACACUGACAUGGGUCGUUUCACCAUCGCAGCCAAACAUCACAUCACUAUAGCAGAGAUUUAUGAAGCUGAGCUGGUCGAUAUUGAGAAGGCCAUUGCCCACUACGAGCAGGCAGCAGAUUACUACAAGGGAGAAGAAUCUAACAGCUCGGCCAACAAAUGUCUCCUGAAGGUCGGACACUACAGCGCUCAGCUGGAGCAGUACCAGAAAGCUAUCGAGAUAUAUGAACAGGUUGCUAUGAACACCAUGGACAACCCUUUGUUGAAGUACAAUGCUAAAGAGUAUUUCUUCAAGGCCUCACUGUGUCACUUCAUAGUGGACGAACUGAACGCCAAGUUGGCCAUUGAGAAGUAUGAGGAGAUGUUUCCAGCCUUCUCAGACUCAAGAGAGCUCAAACUGUUAAAGAAACUCCUAGAAGCCCACGAGGAGCAGAACAGCGAGGCGUUCACGGAGGCGGUCAAGGAGUUCGACUCAGUGUCCCGUCUGGACCAGUGGUUGACCACGAUGCUGCUCCGCAUCAAAAAGACCAUCCAGGGAGACGCUGGGGACCUGAAAUAGACACAUUUGGAUAGAGGGGAGAAAGGGAGGGAGACAGGGGGAUAGUGGGAAAAGAGGGUGGUAAAGAGAGAUGAAAGAUCAGGGUACAGGGGGGGUUUAAUUAAAUCGAAGGAAAGGAGAAUGAUGGGGAGGGAAACGUGUUUUAGUGGGAAAGGAGAUAGACAAAGA
Seriola dumerili (greater amberjack) is the source of this 1200-nucleotide messenger RNA. It is a transcript of the gene napba, whose product is annotated as beta-soluble NSF attachment protein. Gene Ontology annotation, molecular function: soluble NSF attachment protein activity; syntaxin binding. The record is from RefSeq and is a predicted model, not a curated record. NCBI's taxonomy places the organism in Eukaryota, Metazoa, Chordata, Actinopteri, Carangiformes, Carangidae. Gene Ontology annotation, biological process: regulation of synaptic vesicle priming; SNARE complex disassembly; intracellular protein transport. Bases 145 to 1032 code for a protein of 295 amino acids. The transcript has 10 exons. Gene Ontology annotation, cellular component: terminal bouton; vacuolar membrane; synaptobrevin 2-SNAP-25-syntaxin-1a complex.